UUGAGAAUGCUGGCUAGAAAUGACUCCUUAGUGACUGAAUUUAUUCUUGCUGGAUUAACAGACCGUCCAGAGCUCCAGCAGCCCCUCUCUUACCUGCUUCUAAUGAUCUACAUUGUCACUAUGGUGGGCAACCUGGGCUCGAUCAUUCUUAUUGGUCUAAAUUCUCACCUCCACACCCCCGUGUACUAUUUAGUCUUCAACUUAUCCUUCACUGAUCUCUGUUGCUCCUCUGUUUUCACCCCCCAGAUGCUGAUGAACUUUGUAUUCAGGAAGAAUAUCAUCUCCUAUGCUGGGUGCAUGACUCACCUGUUUUUCUUUCUCUUUUUUGUCAUCUCUGAAUGCUGUAUGUUGACCUCAAUGGCCUGUGAUCGUUAUGUGGCCAUCUAUACUCCACUGCUGUAUAAGGUCACCAUGUUCCAUAAGGUCUGUUUGGUGCUAUCUUUGGCUGCAUAUGUGGUGGGGUUUACUGGAGCCUCUGCCCAAACAGGGUGCAUGCUUAGACUAACCUUCUGCAAUGUUAAUAUCAACCAUUACUUGUGUGACAUCCUCCCACUCCUCCAAGUCUCUUGCACCAGCACUUAUGUCAGUGAGGUGGUAGUUCUCAUUGUUGUGGGUAUUAAUAUCACAGUACCCAGUUUCACCAUCCUAGUUUCUUACAUCUUCAUCCUUACUAGCAUUCUUCAUAUCAAAUCCACUCAGGGAAGAUCGAAAGCCUUCAGCACCUGUAGCUUCCACAUCAUUGCUCUUUCUCUUUUUUUUUUUUUUGGUUCAGCAGCAUUCAUGUACCUUAAAUAUUCUUCUCCUGGAUCUAUGGACCUGACAAAAAUUUCUUCUGUUUUCUAUACUAACGUGGUGCCCAUGGUCAAUCCUUUGAUUUACAGUUUGAGAAACAAGGAUAUCAAAGUUAUACUGAGGAAAUCCCUGUUUAAGAAUCCAGAGGAGAACCAUGUUCUAAUUUGA
This is a messenger RNA of Kogia breviceps (pygmy sperm whale), 960 nucleotides long. RefSeq names its product olfactory receptor 8B3-like. The transcript has a single exon. NCBI's taxonomy places the organism in Eukaryota, Metazoa, Chordata, Mammalia, Artiodactyla, Physeteridae. Gene Ontology annotation, cellular component: membrane. The record is from RefSeq and is a predicted model, not a curated record. The coding region runs from base 7 to 960 and encodes 317 amino acids. Gene Ontology annotation, molecular function: odorant binding; olfactory receptor activity; G protein-coupled receptor activity. Gene Ontology annotation, biological process: G protein-coupled receptor signaling pathway; sensory perception of smell.